Anopheles coustani is the source of this 2852-nucleotide messenger RNA. RefSeq lists its product as uncharacterized. The transcript has 2 exons. Gene Ontology annotation, molecular function: protein binding. The record is from RefSeq and is a predicted model, not a curated record. Gene Ontology annotation, cellular component: SCF ubiquitin ligase complex. The coding region runs from base 219 to 2453 and encodes 744 amino acids. Gene Ontology annotation, biological process: SCF-dependent proteasomal ubiquitin-dependent protein catabolic process. Lineage: Eukaryota; Metazoa; Arthropoda; Insecta; Diptera; Culicidae.
UAACACACGGCCAUCGGGGUGGUAGUUAAUGUUACCCUCGACCAACCCCACCACCCCCACGACGUCAUCAAAACAUCGAAAGGUUUAGUACUUCUCUUAUCGUUCAUCGUCGUGCAGUCUACCGUAGUGCGCGGAUACGUUCGGAGUUGAUCAGCCGUUGUUACGAGAAGUGUGUGGGUGCCACCAAAGGGAUUCUAAAGUAUCCAUUUGUGACCACCAUGGCUUUUCGGGCAGGCCUGACCAGUUUUCGUAGCAGAAGUAUCGAGAAAGAUGAGUCCGAGCUACGUUCGCCAGAUUUAGCACCGUACGAUGCCAACUACGAUGAGUUUGGACCGCGUUAUGCGGACCUUCCGAUGGAGAUUCUGAUAAAGAUGUUUUCUUACCUUACUCCAUCGGAUCGACGCGAGGCGGGCCUAACCUGUCGCCGUUGGUGCGAGGCCGCCCACCAUACGGUAUUUCUGGACGGUUUCUGGCUUGUACUGCAGCGCAUCCAGUUCGACGUCAAUGAACUCCCAGUACAACUUCUUCUCGACAGCUUCCGCCACUUCCCGAACAUCGAGCUACGGGAAGUUGAUUUCGAGCGGCUCGGCAACUUCUUCCAACAGUUCGGGCCACUCAUCCGGCGAAUCACAUUCGAUACGUGCGACCUGCAGGAGCGCACACUGUUUGCCAUCCUCAGCCACCUGUCCGGACUGAGGUCGCUCACGAUACGAUCUUGUCGGGAUCUGUUUAUGUGUGUACUGUUGUUCGAGAAUCCUACCGAACGGGUGGCCCUUCGUCAAACAUUGUCCAGCGUGACGGAGUUGUCCCUCGCAAACAUUCAGUAUCUCUCCGACGCGAUCCUGCACCGGCUGGUGGAAAUCAUGCCUUCGUUGUGUUCACUCGGGCUCGCCGGAUGCAACGUGUCCUUUCAUCCCGGGCUGUACCGGAAAUUCUACCCCGGAGAUCGUAAGCAACCGUCGGAGAGUGUGCUAACCUUUCAGUACAUCUCGCAGGUGAUCGGCGAGCGGAAGGCGUUCAUUCGGACGCUCGAUUUUAGUCACACUCUGGUGGACGAUAAUGCGCUGGAGGUGCUGGCCGCCAUGGCGCCAGAGCUUCAGCUCGAGCGGCUCGAGCUCGAACGCUGCGAGCAACUUUCCGGUCGAGGAUUGAGAACACUGCUUCGAACGCAAGCGAACCAUCUGCAGCAUCUCAACCUUUCGCGCUCGUACCGGGUGACCGACUCCUGCCUGGUGCAGAUUUGUCAGGAACUCCCGGAGCUGCGUGUACUCAAGAUGCGCGAAUGUCGUGCGAUCAGCAACCAGGGCGUGCGGCAGCUAUCGCAACUAACCCAGCUCGAAGUGCUCGACAUUUCGUACUGUAAGGCCAUCAAUGGUGAAGGAAUCGUCGAUGGAAUCGCCUCCAAGAAGAAUGAUGUUCUGAGGGAGCUGUACAUCGGUGGGUUGGAUUUGUCCGAGCGGUCGAUCAUUGCCAUUACAGAGACCUUGGGAGAGUUGCGUGUGCUCGAUCUUGGCUACUGCUUCCAUGCCAUGUCCGACCUCUGUGUGCAGUUCAUUUGCCGCAAUUUGGUUCGCCUGACGCACCUGACACUAGAUGGCUGCAGGAAGGUGUCGGACGGUGGCCUGACUGGGCUGGGUAUGCUCGGGCAGGUGCAGCACCAUAUGCAGGCAGCUACUGAGGAUCCUUCAACGGAAGGAAAUGGAACCCAAAAUGCACAGCAAGAGGCUGCUGCUCCCGAAGCAGAAGAAGCUCAACCAGAGCCCACCGUUCCACCAGUUCAACCUUUCCGCAUCUCGCUGCGAAGCCGGGCUGAGCAGGAAAUUGUGAAAGAUGCCGAAAGAAAGCGCCAACUCAUGGAAGCGAUGCAGCAGAAGGAAAGCAUGUCGCAGCAGGCGUCUUCAUCGACUGCUGCGUUCAGUGGCUACUCGAUCGAACGACUCCAGCAGCUUCGUGUGCUCAACCUAGCCGGCUGCAAUAGCCUGACCGACGUGUCGCUCCUGUUCAACUUCCGGCUCGUUGAGCUCCGCAAACUAUCGCUCGCCGCCUGCAAACAGUUCACGCACGAAGGUGUCCACGCACUGGUGCGGGGUUGUCCCGCCAUCGAGGAGUUGGAUCUGAGCGAGUGCUACAACAUCAAGGACGAAGCCGUACGCCAGAUCGUGAUCCAUCUGCGCCGACUGCGGGUACUCAGCCUACGUGGCUGCUACCAGCUGACCGACUACAGCCUCGACUACAUCGCGUGCCAUUGCCACCGGCUGCGGGUGUUGGACGUUCGCGGUUGUAAGCAGAUGGACGGUGAGCCGGCCCGUCGGCUCGUGAACCUGAAGCAGCUCACCACGAUCCGACCGGACAAGGCGGUGGACGACAUGGAUUCUCGGUCUGCCUACGGAACGGUGAUGAUGCCGCCAGGUGUACCACCGCCUCCGGGAGUGCUGCUGGCGAUGCGUCUUUAACAGGACUUGGCUGUGGCUGAUGCUGCUGCUGGUGUUCGACACCGGUUGCUUGCUGCUGAUGGCUUUGAUGCUGAGUUAGAAUCUUGACACUACAACGCAACACUUGCAGACCUUUAAUCGGGCUUCGUACCUCAAUUGACAGAACGAUCAAGUCGUCAAUAUAACGGAAGAGAGUUGUUCAGUUUACAAUCGUUGCCACCUAUCUUUUCCUCUAACCAACCCAUAAUUGGAAUGGCUGGCAAAUCAGGGCUGUAUGUGAUGGAAGUACCGACCAAUUAUAAACCACAACUUAAGGUACUAUUUUGAAAUGACUACAAGCAGCUGUUACUAAACUACUGUUAACAUGUAUGUACAUGUAAUAAAAUUGUUAACAUAUUUUAAUUAGCAAUAAAAAUCAUG